AUGGCAAGCCAUGGUGUUCGACGUUUCAAACCGGUGGAAAAGACACCAGAAGAGCGGCAGCAGGAGCUACAGAAGAUUGAUGGAUACAAAUCCUUAGAACGCCUGGUGUCGGACAAGGUGGCCCAACAAGAAUACACGGUUGACACUCUGAAGGAAAUUUCCGACUUGCUGAGUCGCAACCCAGAGUACUACACCGUGUGGAAUUACCGGCGGCAAGUCCUUAGACAUCAGUUUUCUGAUGCCGGGGACUCUGCCGAUGAAGAAUCCAGCAAAAAAGUCGCUGAGCUGAUCAAAAAUGAUCUGAUUUUCCUCAUGCCACUCUUGCGCAGCUUUCCCAAAUGCUACUGGAUCUGGAACUAUCGCCUAUGGCUAUUGGACGAAGCCCGCCGGUUACUCCCAUUGGCCAUGUCUCGCCAGUUCUGGCAAGAAGAGCUAGUCCUCGUGGGCAAAAUGUUGACGUUGGACAGUCGGAACUUCCACGGCUGGGGAUACCGACGCCUAGUGGUGGAGACCUUGAAGCAACUGGGAACCCCCGCCGAGUCAGCCAACAUGACCCAGAAGGAAUUCGAGUAUGCGAAGAAGAUGAUCGGCGCUAAUCUGUCCAAUUUCUCCGCGUGGCACUACCGGACAAAGCUUAUCCAGCGAUUACUCGAAGAACAGACGGCCAGUGACGAGGAGCGAAGGAAGAUGUUGGACGAUGAACUUGUUCUCAUUCAUCAAGCCCUGAUUGAUCCUUAUGAUCAGUCGUUGUGGUUUUAUCAUCAGAAUCUGAUGUGCGUGUUCGAUCCGGCUGUCGCCUCCCGGACUAUGGCUCCGAAUCUGAGCACGUCAGAGCGACUUCGAUAUCUACGGAAUGAAAUCGAAGCUAUCCAGGAUAUGCUUGAUGGGGCCGAGGACUGCAAGUAUAUCUAUCAGGCACUGAUUGAGUGUACCUUGCUGGUCUCGAAGGUGGCGGGCCAAUUAUCUAGAGAAGAUCGAGAACAGAUUCUGAGCUGGCUCUCAGAGUUGAAGCAACUCGAUCCGCUGCGAAAACAACGGUGGCUGGAUUUUGAGAAGGCUUUACCUAGUGCAUAG
Penicillium cataractarum is the source of this 1074-nucleotide messenger RNA. RefSeq names its product Rab geranylgeranyltransferase BET4. The record is from RefSeq and is a predicted model, not a curated record. Lineage: Eukaryota; Fungi; Ascomycota; Eurotiomycetes; Eurotiales; Aspergillaceae. Gene Ontology annotation, biological process: protein geranylgeranylation. Bases 1 to 1074 code for a protein of 357 amino acids. Gene Ontology annotation, cellular component: Rab-protein geranylgeranyltransferase complex; cytoplasm. The transcript is spliced from 4 exons. Gene Ontology annotation, molecular function: Rab geranylgeranyltransferase activity.